AUGUUAUAAAAACAGGUUUCCUAAAACGAUUAGUACUAGCAGCCUGACAACAAGUUGCCCCGCUCUUCUCUUUUUGAGCUUCAAACCCUAGGUUAAGGAACAGAAAACGAUUUAAAUAAUCUCUAGUUGAAGCAAGGAUCUUAAUCGAAGGACUCACUCUCUUCACAAACUGUGUUAGAAAAGUAAUAAUAAGUAGAAGAAAUUACAAAGCAAAUUGAACAAACAUACGAUGUUCUCCCUCCUGUCAAUAAUUUCUUAAAAUUCUGUUUCAUGAUGUUCGGUAUUUUAGCCUUCGCAGGAUGGAACGCUGUUAUUACUGCUUUUGAUUACUUUUCUGUACGUUAUCCUAAAGAAGAAAUUCCAGAUGUCACAUUUUAUUUCCCAUUUGGUGUUAUGAUUGGUGAUAUAAUAAGUGGUGUUACAUUCGUUGCUUAAGCUAAGUAUUUUUCAGUUAAAUCUAGAUUUAUGUAUACAGUAGUUAUUGAAGUUAUAGUUAUUAUUAGUCUUUGCAUUGUUGCUAUGUACUAUAAUAAUAUGAGUGGCUUCUGGAUUUCUAUGUUCUUAUUGUUUAUUGAUGGUUGGGCUGAUAAUGUAAAAACCAAUACAUUUGUCGUUAUAGCAGGUAGUGUUCACCCACAAUUAAAUAACCUUUUCUGGACAUACACUGCUUUCUCUGGUUUAAUUAUGAAUGCUUUGAGAUUUAUAGUCUUGGCAAUAUUUGGUGAUGACCUUGAUAGUAAUGCAAAUUACGGUACUUUGAUAUAUUUCUGUACUUGUGCAGUUAUCUUUAUCAUUACAAUCAUUUGCUUUGCUAUUUUUAUUAAGUCAAAUUACUACAAAAUAUCUUUAAAAAUUGAUUCCUUGAAGCAACAAAAGAUCAAACUCGAAGAAGAAUUGUACUUUAUUAAAAAUCAAGACUAGCAAAGAUAAAAUAAUGUUGAGCUCUAAGGAUUUUCUAAAAUAUUCUGGGGUGCUUUCAACUAUUUAAAAGAAUUUAUUUUUAUCACUAAACACACAGGUUUUCUCUCAUUCUAUCUUUUCCUCUCAUUCUUCGAAACCUUCUUACUUUUCCCAGGAGUUUGUGUUUUCAGGAAACCUCAAUUCACUUUCUUAGAAUUUGCUUGGGCUGCAUAAGUUAUGAUGACAGCUUUUAACCUUGGAGAUUUUAUUGGGAAAUAUAUAGGUUACAUUAAAUGUUUGCACCGUCUCUAUUGGAUUUAUGGACUGGUUAUUCUUAGAAUUUCUUUCAUACCAGUUUUUAUCUUAAUGGCAAAAGACGAAGGUAGUGCAGUCUUGCAAGAUGACUAUUUUAUUAUGUGCAUGAUUUUCCUAUUUUCAAUUACUAACGGUUUUAUUACUACAAGUCUUGCUCACUUGUCUCCUAGAAAAAUUACAGAUCCUUAUAUUAGAGAUAAAGUAAACUUUUUCAGUAACUUUACCAUGACCUUGGGUAUUGAUCUUGGUAUUGUUUUGGCAAUAUUCUUAGGUAAUGCUCUACCUACCUAUGGUUGA
Molecule: messenger RNA, 1512 nt
Organism: Tetrahymena thermophila SB210
Lineage: Eukaryota; Ciliophora; Oligohymenophorea; Hymenostomatida; Tetrahymenidae
Product: nucleoside transporter family protein
Exons: 2
Biological process (GO): nucleoside transmembrane transport
Cellular component (GO): plasma membrane
Molecular function (GO): nucleoside transmembrane transporter activity
Source: RefSeq, a predicted model, not a curated record